AGCAAGGGCCAGCAUCCACGAGCUCAGCGGGCGGACCUGUGCGUCGAUUCGGUGUGUGAGGAUGUCUCUGUACCGAAACUCUGCGUGGUUUCUCAAAGGACUCACAGAAUUCACCAAGGGGGCGUUUGUGUCGGAGUCUAAAAACUUUGUGGAGAAAGACCUGGAGACAUCGGUGGCUGGCCGGUCCUUCAUGAUCACUGGUGCAAACAGCGGCAUCGGUAAAGCGGCUGCCAUGGCCAUCGCCAAGAAAGGUGGUACAAUCCACAUGGUCUGCAGAAACAAAGACAAAGCAGAAGAAGCCAGAGCUGAGAUUGUCAAAGAUUCUGGAAACAAAGAAAUCUAUGUGCAUAUUUUGGAUCUGUCCGAAACCAAGAAGGUUUGGGAGUUUGCUGAGUCUUUUAAGAAAAAGUACAAAACCCUCAAUGUUCUGAUCAAUAAUGCUGGCUGUAUGAUGACCAGGAGGGAAGAUAAUGGUGAAGGUUUGGAGAAAAGCUUUGCAAGUAAUUCCAUGGCUGUGUACAUCCUCAUCAAGAGUCUCAUUCCACUGCUGGAGAAGAGUCCUGACCCUCGAGUGAUAACAGUGUCAUCCGGUGGGAUGCUGGUGCAGAAACUACGGACAGGGAACCUGCAGUCUCAGAGGGGACGAUAUGACGGCACUAUGGUGUAUGCACAGAACAAGAGGCAGCAGGUUGUGAUGACGGAACAGUUUGCUAAAGCUCAUCCCAACAUACAUUUCUCUGUGAUGCACCCCGGCUGGGUCGACACACCAACUAUUGCAAAUGCAAUGCCUGACUUCCACAGCUCCAUGAAGGAGCGUUUACGGACACCAGAACAAGGGGCAGAUACGGUCGUGUGGCUCGCUGUGUCUGAGGCUGCUGUCAAGAGCCCCAGCGGGCAGUUUUAUCAGGAUCGACGGAUGGUGUUGGCUCACCUUCCUUUGGCCUGGACACACAGUUCACAGCUGGAAGAUCAGAAGUUUAUGAGCGUGAUGGAUGAACUGGCCAAGAGCUUCCAGCCUCACUAAAUCUGUCCAGCACACAAAACUACAGAUGUAGAACACUAACACACAAAGUCCUGUAUUGUUUAACUGUCUAAUGUGUAAAAGACGUGUGGAUGUGCUUACAAUAAAAACCUCACAUCAACAGUUACAUGAAAUGACCUGCAGAACUCUGAAAGGUGUGAGAGACUUUCAGGUUGCUCAAUAAAUUCUUAAUCAUGCUCAAGCCUGUUAUUAAACCGACUAGGUUGAUAUUUAUUCACAUUCUCCCCUAUGAUUGGUUCCUGCAGACACAGGAUUGGUUCUUUUCCAACAGCUUACUAGUCACAGCACUACGUGAUCAAUCUCAGCCAAUCGCAGUGCGCUUCUGCUCACACUGUGCCGGUGACUUCAACGAAUCAGGUCAUUCGGGUGGGAACCCGUUCUGACCGGAGUCACCCCAGCUGUCAAUCAAUCACUCACAGCCAAUCACCUGGUGGUGUCUAGGAAGCUGACGGGAAGGGACGGUGUCACCUGAUGUUCCACAGAAUGAGGAAGUGAUUGUGUUAAAAAAAGAAAAAAAUCAUUAUCUGUCCUGAUAAUAACAUUUAAUGACAUGUCUGAAUAAACAGACUGGAUAAUUAUUAAUUAUAACAUGACUGUACUUUGACACAUUUCUUGUCGAGCCUUAAUAAACAUGUUCAAGGUG
Triplophysa dalaica is the source of this 1685-nucleotide messenger RNA. It is a transcript of the gene dhrs12la, whose product is annotated as dehydrogenase/reductase 12-like a. The record is from RefSeq and is a predicted model, not a curated record. The transcript is spliced from 10 exons. Bases 62 to 1024 code for a protein of 320 amino acids. NCBI's taxonomy places the organism in Eukaryota, Metazoa, Chordata, Actinopteri, Cypriniformes, Nemacheilidae.